AUGGCCGGAUUCUUCGAUAUCACUGAAGAUGACAUCCACGGGUUGGAGCAGAAAAUUGCCAUCAUUACUGGAGGCUCCUCCGGGAUUGGAUUUGCGACUUCAGAGUUCUUCAGCACCAAAGGUGCCAUUGUUGUUCAGGCUGAUCUCUCCCCGCCACCGAGGACUCUGCCAGGGUCACUCUACACCAAAACAGAUGUCACCUCGUGGACCGACCUUACGCGUCUCUUUCGAAGGGUCAUCGACGACUACGGCAGAGUCGAUAUUGUCUUUGCCAACGCUGGAGUCGGCCCAAAAGGGGACUACCUGGACUUGGCUAUAGGAGAGGAUGGGGUGCCGGUGGAGCCAUCGAGGCUGUGCUUGGAAAUCAACCUGAUGGCCGUGGCCAACACUGUUGCAUUGGCUCUUCACUACAUGCAAAAGCAGGACGCCGGGGGAAAUGUGGUCAUGACAACCUCGGUCGCAGGUAAGAUAUGCAUUCUGAAUCUCGCGCGGGCCGAUAAGCAAGUCCCUGCUAAGUCUUCUCCCUCGUUGUAUCCAGGAUAUCAACCCUUUGGUCAUGAAGACUACACUGUAUCGAAACACGGUGUGGUGGGAAUUCUUCGAGGGGUUCGCGAACACUUCUAUCCCAAACGUCCGAUCCGAAUCAACGCAAUUGCGCCGAGUUGGACUGACACAACCAUUAUCGGGUAA
This is a messenger RNA of Fonsecaea multimorphosa CBS 102226, 690 nucleotides long. RefSeq lists its product as uncharacterized. The transcript has 3 exons. The coding region runs from base 1 to 690 and encodes 229 amino acids. The record is from RefSeq and is a predicted model, not a curated record. NCBI's taxonomy places the organism in Eukaryota, Fungi, Ascomycota, Eurotiomycetes, Chaetothyriales, Herpotrichiellaceae. Gene Ontology annotation, molecular function: oxidoreductase activity.